Chrysemys picta bellii (western painted turtle) is the source of this 1944-nucleotide messenger RNA. The record is from RefSeq and is a predicted model, not a curated record. NCBI's taxonomy places the organism in Eukaryota, Metazoa, Chordata, Testudines, Emydidae.
CCCCUGUUUCAGUCCUUCGCAGACCUGCCGCACCGGCCGCUGCUGGUGGAGCUGACAGUGGAGGAGGGUCAGAGGUUAAAGGUCAUCUACGGGUCAUGCGCUGGGUUCCACGCCAUUGACGUCGACUCAGGAAACAAUUACGACAUCUACAUCCCCGUGCACAUCCAGACCCAGGUCACGCCCCACGCCAUCAUCUUCCUGCCCCACACGGAGGGGAUGGAGAUGCUGCUCUGCUACGAGGACGAGGGCGUCUACGUCAACACCUACGGGCGCAUCAUCAAGGACGUGGUGCUGCAGUGGGGGGAGAUGCCCACCUCCGUGGGUGAGCCUGGACGCCUGGGUCCUCCCCGGUGCUGGGGGUCAGCGCCGGGUGAGGGGUCCCUGGGUAACCGGCCGCCCCGCCCCAGAGGUGGGCGCAUGCCAGGCUUACUCCUGCUCUGCUCCCCCCAGGUUUUCUUCGCCUCCGUCCGCUCCGGGGGCAGCAGCCAGGUUUACUUCAUGACACUCAACAGAAACUGUAUCAUGAACUGGUAAGGCCCCGCCCCCAGCGCUGGCCCCGCCUCUGGAGGGAAGGGGCGGGGCCCCCUCAGACACUGGAUCCCUCUGCCAGAGACUCCGCCCCCACAGCCAGCAAGGAUCAGGACCGACCAAUCAGCAGAACCGAUGCCUUGACCGCCUUCUCCCCGACCCGUGUUUGAUGCUGCUUGGGGGGGGGCUCUCCAUGGUGACAGUGUGUCCCCCCCUCUGACUGACUGACUGCUCCCCGCUUCGCUCGCCCCUCCCCUGACUCCGUGGGGACCUGCUCUGUUCAUCGCCUGAGCGCCGGGCGAGGGGUCCCCAUGUCUCCAGCCGCCCCGCUCCAGAGGUGGCUGCAUCUCAGCGCCGGGCGAGGGGUCCCCGUGUCACCAGCCGCCCCGCCCCAGAGGUGGGCGCAUCUCAGCGCCGGGCGAGGGGUCCCCGUGUCUCCAGCCGCCCCGCCCCAGAGGUGGGCACAUCUCAGCGCCGGGCGAGGGGUCCCCGUGUCACCAGCCGCCCCGCCCCAGAGGUGGGCGCACCUCAGCACUGGGCGAGGGGUCCCAGGCACGUGUGGGGUGACAGGCAAACACGAGGAGGGAGGUGGCCGGAGGCCGAGGCGGGGGGACCCAGUGCUGUCGCUGUGGGGCGCUGCACUGACCAGGGCCCCUGUCGGGGGCACUCAGAACGGCCAUGGGGCGCAGACCCAUCGCUUUGUGCCAAUUUCGCUUUGCUUAAAGGUGGGGGCGUGGGGCGGGGCCAGGGCCUUUCAUCCACCUGGGUAGGAGCCGCAGUGGUGGUGGGGAACCCCCAAAGCAGCCCCCCGACUGCCUUGUGUGCCCCCAGAACUCCUCCCCCUGGGCCGGGCAAACGGGGGCGAAUGUACAGGGGGGACACGGGGGGGGCCUGGUCCCUUCUGGCUCUGUGUAUAUUUUGCUUUAAUUAUUUUUAUUUUGUAACAAUGAUUCAUUAACAAAGCACUUUAAAGCCCUGACUGCGUCUCAUGGGGGGCUGGGAACGCCCCCCAGGGGCGGAUUUGGGGUGAUUCUCGAACUGACCCAGGAGAGUUGGUCCUAGGGUGGGGACUGGCUGGCUCGGGGGCAAGGAAUGGGGCAGGGACCUGUCCCCUCUAGGGGGCACCGGCUCCCACCCGGCCCCAUGGGAGCCUGGCUGCAGCAGCAGUGCAAGGGUUAAACAAUGGAGGGGCGGGGCACGGAGCCAGCUGAUUCCCCUCCCUGCCCCCCUGACGCUGCCUGGGGGCCCCCCCGAGAGCCAUAUGGAGUGUGCGGGGGGAGGGGUUAUGGAGUUCAUGGGACCCCCCCCAGUAUCCAGUUUCCUCUGUACGUUGCUUGCAUCUAUCAAACCCCAGACUCCCCCUCCCGCGCCGUGGCCUUGAAAUUUCAUCUGUUAAUAAAAAACCAAAUUCUAUGA